This is a messenger RNA of Anneissia japonica, 3390 nucleotides long. RefSeq names its product adhesion G-protein coupled receptor G6-like. The transcript is spliced from 15 exons. Gene Ontology annotation, cellular component: membrane. The record is from RefSeq and is a predicted model, not a curated record. Gene Ontology annotation, biological process: cell surface receptor signaling pathway; G protein-coupled receptor signaling pathway. Bases 271 to 3198 code for a protein of 975 amino acids. NCBI's taxonomy places the organism in Eukaryota, Metazoa, Echinodermata, Crinoidea, Comatulida, Comatulidae. Gene Ontology annotation, molecular function: G protein-coupled receptor activity; carbohydrate binding.
GCCACACCAAUAAUAUUACCAACCUAUUAGCAUCUAGUAAGGAGUCGUCAGCUAUGACCAUCCCAUGACUGACGUAGUAUAUGUGGUUGUUGAAUUUGGGAAAUUUAGCGGAUGUAAUUAACUGUCUAUUGUGCACUUACUUCCACCAGAGAACCUAUAUACGAAUAUAGGGUCUGCGCUUUCAACAAAAAUAGACUUCACUGACACAGUUUUCAGGAGAGUAGGUUAGGUCUGUAAAUCCUACUACAUCAGUUCGAAACCAGAUAGACAAUGACGACAUUUAGGUACCUGUGGAUUACAGGCCUGUUUUUACUUACAAAACGUGAAGUGUAUGGCGACGAGGCGGAGCUUAAGAAAACUGCAUGCGAACAUAAGACAUUGAGCCUCACAUGUGAUGGAGAAAGUACCCUCGACAUCCAUAGUGCGUUGUAUGGCCGUCUUAACACAGAAACAUGCCCACAUAAUCUGGAUCAUUCAACAUCAUGUAGAGCUGAAGGUGCGCUCCAAAAAGUACGCGAUGCUUGCCAACACCAAAGUUCAUGCGGUGUAAAAGCAGUAAAUGGUGUAUUCGGAGAUCCGUGUGUUGGAGUGUUCAAAUAUCUCGAAGUUUCGUAUACGUGUGAAAAUAAAGGAUGGCAUCUGGUUUUUAAAGGCGUAUCUGAAGCUGGCGAUCCAGAUCUGUAUCAUUUGUGGCGAGAUGAUGGCUCGUUAAACGCCUUGAACCACUCAGCACGCGCCCUAAAUGACAGCCUUAAAGCAAAUUUCAAAAGUCCGAUGGUUGAUAGAUGGACAGAGUUGGAAAUACAACGAGUUAAAAUUGCCUUUUACAAAGAUGGCGUUCAAGCAGCAUACAUGAUAUUUAAUGGUAGAGAUACAGGAAAAAUGGAUUGGUUUGCUUUAGAUAAAGUAACAAGCAGCUCAUACGAGGACUUAAACGAUCGAGAACCAAAUUUUUUCUCAAUUAAAGGCCAUUCUAGCGAUAAGCACAAUCGACAUUGGUUUUCGAAUAGAAAUUAUGGUGGAUGUCAAGUCGAUUAUGGUUGGACUGUGGUGCUAACUGGUAAAGGCCCGUGUGGGUGGGACAAUAGAAAUACCGAUUAUCCUCAAAUUAUGUUCUCUCCAACAACAACUGGUGUACUGUGGGAAUCAGAUCAGCCAGCUUGGGCCGAUUUCUUUGCUGUUUUUCUUGAAUACACUGAUCACUGUCCGUAUGAAGUUGUAGUGAUAGCUGAUGUGACGUACACGUUCGAAGCUUCACCGGCUAAUUUUUUGGCUAACUCACUUGAAAUGUGCAGUUCGAGAGAAAACAAUCCUCGAGCAGUACGCAUGUGUAAUUCUGAACCACAAGGAGGCUCAGUCUGGGGAGAAGUUUCAAUUACAUUAUGUGACAUUGAUGAUAUCAACGGGUUGACGCAGGUGACAGUGACGGAAGAUAAUGUUGAUGACGUUGCUAGUCAACUUUCCACUUUAACCGGCGACGAGAAUGUUGAAGAGGAACUUAACAUUAAUGAUGUUGCCUCAAUUUUAGAAAGCAUAACUGAAGUAGGCGUAGGCAAUCAGAAUGUAACAAUGUUCACAGUAGAGAUUGUGAGUAAUGUACAAAAUGCAGACUAUGAACUCUUCAUGGCAAACAACCAGAGUAUGGCUGCUUCUUCAAGAAUAGUUCAGUCUCUAGAGACUCAACUAGAAUCGCUUACGAACUUCACACACGUCCAGGACAAUGUUGCUGUUCAUACGAUGAUGUUUAAUCCAACAACUUUGGAGAAUGGAAUCGGAUUUGCUUCAAUCCAACCCUCGAUUAAUGGUGCUGUUGAAAAGGGACUUCAGAAAGAAAACAUCAAACAAUUUGAAGAUGUACAAGAUUAUCUAAACCAGAUGAUUGAAACAUCAAUUGCUUUACCACCUGAAAUUGUUAAUAAGAGUCAGGAACAAGCGGGCUCAAAUGACUUGCAAGUGAGCUUCACCAUCUAUCAAACUUCUAAGCUAUUUACUUCUUAUCGUCUGAUGACUAAAGAAAAUAGAACAAUCGGGACUCGCGUCAUAUCGGCUGCUGUAGAGCGAGUGACUGUGGCAGGGUUGAAGGAACCGGUCAGAGCUGCCUACUUACCAAUUGUGAAAGGUGCGGGAGGGAACCCUGAAUGCGUUUUUUGGGACUUUGAUUUGGAAAACGGCCAAGGCGACUGGUCCAACGAAGGCUGUGUUUACAACGAAACAUCCGAUGAUCGAAUCGUGUGCUUCUGUGACCAUUUAACCAACUUUGCUGUUAUCAUGGAUUAUUCUGGUCAGGCCGGUCCAACUACGGGGUUUCAAGAUGCAUUGACAUACAUCAGUGUCAUAGGAUGUGUAAUAUCUAUCGUCUGCUUGGUUAUCACUAUCUUUACAUUUAUGUAUUUCAAACACUUACGUGGAAAACGCCCCCAGCGUAUUCUUCUUAAUUUGUGUUUUUCUCUGCUGUUUCUAUAUUUAACUUUUGUCAUCGGGAUUGAGUUGACGAAAUGUUAUAGUUGCUGUAUUAUUGUGGCGAUCAUGCUGCAUUACUUCGUUUUAACGUCGCUAUUUUGGAUGCUAGUUGAGGCAAUAAACAUGUACCUUAAAUUUGUAUUGGUAUUUUACGAAGAAAUACGCUGUUUCAUGUUAAAGUCCGUAAUUCUUGGUUGGGGUGUGCCUAUUAUACCAGUUGCAAUAAUUGCGUCUAUAAACUACGAAGAGAUAUAUUCCAACGACGAAUACUGUUUUAUGAAACCCGGCUUAGAAUUUUACCUUGGAUUACUGGCCAUUGCAGCAGUUAUUCUCAUCAUAAACUCUGUCAUCUAUAUCCAAGUAAUUCGGCAACUGACAUGUCGACGAAAGCUUACGAAAGUCAAAACUGACAAAAAUAAAAUGAGUGAAGUGUCUGUCCGUGUGCAAAACGCAAUUACUAUCAUGAUGCUUCUGGGCCUAACAUGGAUUUUUGGCUUCUUGUCCAUCGACUCAUCGGACGCUGUUCGCGAUCUUUUCCAGUUGAUAUUCUGCGUUUGUAACUCGUUGCAGGGGUUUUUUGUGUUCCUGUUCUUCUGUGUUCGUCGACGAGAUGUAAGGAAUUCAUGGGCAUAUUUCUGUUGUAAGGUUGGUCAGAAACCAGGACAGUUUAUAACAAUGACUUCAAAGCAACGCUACGCAACCGAGAAGACUCUGGUCUCGGCUAAUUCUACCUGUUAGAAUGUACUGUUGUUACCAUUGAAAGUGGUUAUAGGUUUGAAAGUCACGAAUAACAUGUUAUUUGCUUAUAAUUAUGGAGUUUUAUAAAUUAUAUAUAUAUAUAUGUAUAUAUACACAGUAUUAUGUGUAUAUAUAUGUAUUAUAUAUAUAUGUGUGUGUAUAUAUAAGUGUAUAUUAUGUAUAUAUAUGCAU